AUGAAGACAAAUAAGUCAUAUAAACUUGUACUGCACAAGAAAGGUUUUGGUGGAAGUGAUGAUGAGUUGGUUGUCAACCCUAAGAUCUUUCCUCAAGUUAAGUUGGGUGAUAUUAUCGAGAUUGCACACCCUACAGAUGAAUACAGUCCGCUCUUAUUGCAAGUGAAGAGCCUAAAAGAAGACCUUCAGAAAGAGACAAUCAGUGUCGACCAGACUGUAGCACAAGCCUUCAAGCUGCGUGCCUAUCAGGAUGUUAUUGUUAACAUUGUCGACCCAAAG
Messenger RNA from Menidia menidia (Atlantic silverside), 279 nucleotides. Lineage: Eukaryota; Metazoa; Chordata; Actinopteri; Atheriniformes; Atherinopsidae. The record is from the annotation of a GenBank genome assembly.